UCAUCUCUAAUAAACAGUGACAUCAUCUUUGUGAAACUGCAUGCCCCUUGGGAGGUCCUGGGCAAAUAUGCUGAACUAAUGAAUGUAAGAAUGCCUUUCAGGAGAAAAAUCUAUUACCUGCACCGCCGAUUCAAGUUCAUGAAUAGGAUCGAGAAACAAAUAAGCAGGUUCCAAGGAUGGUUACCCAAAAAGCCAAUGAAACUGGACAAGGAGACACUUCCAGAUCUGGAGGAGAAUGACUGCUAUACUGCUCCAUUCAGCCAACAAAGGAUCCAUCAUUUCAUCAUCCACAACAAAGAUACUUUCUUCAAUAAUGCUACAAGAAGUAGAAUUGUACACCAUAUCUUACAAAGAGUGAAAUAUGAAGAAGGGAAAAACAAAAUUGGUUUGAAUCGAUUGCUCAGUAACGGAUCCUAUGAAGCUGCAUUUCCUCUUCAUGAGGGAGGUUACAGAAGCAAGAAUUCAAUAAAAACCCAUGGGGCAGAAAACCACAGACACCUGCUCUAUGAGUGCUGGGCUUCCUGGGGAGUGUGGUAUAAAUACCAACCACUGGAUCUUGUCAGACGGUACUUUGGUGAGAAAAUUGGGCUGUACUUUGCCUGGUUAGGCUGGUACACAGGGAUGCUCUUCCCAGCUGCCUUCAUUGGAUUGUUUGUCUUUUUGUAUGGAGUCACCACUUUGAACCACUGCCAAGUCAGUAAAGAAGUCUGCCAAGCUACAGAUAUCAUAAUGUGUCCUAUAUGUGAUAAAUACUGCCCCUUCAUGAGGUUAUCAGACAGCUGCAUUUAUGCCAAGGUAACCCACCUUUUUGACAAUGGAGCUACUGUCUUUUUUGCUGUUUUCAUGGCAGUGUGGGCUACUGUUUUCCUGGAGUUUUGGAAAAGAAGGCGAGCAGUAAUUGCUUAUGACUGGGACUUGAUAGACUGGGAAGAAGAAGAGGAGGAAAUACGUCCACAGUUUGAAGCCAAAUACUCCAAGAAAGAACGAAUGAACCCCAUAUCUGGGAAGCCAGAGCCUUAUCAAGCAUUUGCAGAUAAAUGCAGCAGACUCAUCGUUUCUGCAUCUGGAAUAUUUUUUAUGAUCUGUGUGGUAAUUGCUGCUGUUUUUGGCAUUGUUAUUUACCGUGUUGUGACUGUCAGCACUUUUGCUGCCUUUAAGUGGGCUUUAAUCAGGAAUAACUCUCAGGUUGCAACUACAGGGACUGCAGUGUGCAUCAACUUUUGCAUCAUCAUGCUACUGAAUGUGCUGUAUGAAAAGGUUGCACUUUUCCUGACAAAUUUAGAGCAGCCUCGUACCGAAUCUGAGUGGGAAAACAGCUUCACUCUGAAAAUGUUUCUUUUUCAGUUUGUCAAUCUGAACAGCUCUACCUUUUAUAUAGCAUUCUUCCUUGGAAGAUUUACAGGACACCCUGGUGCCUACUUAAGGCUGAUAAACCGGUGGAGACUGGAAGAG
Messenger RNA from Acanthisitta chloris (rifleman), 1452 nucleotides. RefSeq names its product anoctamin 4 (gene ANO4). Gene Ontology annotation, molecular function: chloride channel activity; protein dimerization activity. The annotation marks the transcript as partial. The record is from RefSeq and is a predicted model, not a curated record. The transcript is spliced from 15 exons. Gene Ontology annotation, biological process: chloride transmembrane transport. Gene Ontology annotation, cellular component: plasma membrane. NCBI's taxonomy places the organism in Eukaryota, Metazoa, Chordata, Aves, Passeriformes, Acanthisittidae.